CCUGACGCACCAAUCGCUACGAGUAGCCGCGCUCGCCGCGGCCAAUCACAACGUAGCCGAACAAGACGCUCCCGGUAUACACACACGUGGUCGGUUUACGUGCGCCGUAUUGCUCCUCUACGAGCAAUCGCAGUCGAUCGCAGUGGAGGACGGUGAUCAUCGAGAUUCGCGUCAGCAUCUAGGAACGCGUUGCAGGAUCAAAGACGUCCAGCAGGUCCAGCUGCUCCUGGCAACCGUACUCAACUACGCGGUGAAGAUCCAUUUUUAACGACAUCAAGUCGACAUUUCCUCGUUCUCGUGUACUCGACAUGGCAGAUAUGCCAGCGAACGUAGGUAUCACGCGGAAAAUGUCUUUCGGCAUCAACGGCAAGCUCAACGGCGUCGAGAGCAAGACACCCUUCUUGAUAGGUGUCUCCGGCGGUACUGCAAGCGGAAAGUCUACAGUAUGCAAGCGUAUAAUGGAAAAACUAGGGCAAGUCGAUAUGGAUCAUCAACAGCGUCGGGUAGUCUGUAUAUCACAAGACAGCUUCUAUCGUGACUUAACACCUACUGAGAAAGUGAAAGCUGAGAAGGGACAGUAUAAUUUUGAUCAUCCCGAUGCCUUUGACGAUGAUCUAAUCUUGCAAACGCUGCAAGAUAUACUUGCUGGUGUCAAAUGUGAGAUACCUGCUUAUGAUUACAGGACAAACAGUUUAAUGAAAGAUCAAGUUACCACAAUAUAUCCUGCGGAUGUGGUACUGUUUGAAGGAAUACUGGUAUUUUAUUUUCCCAAAAUUCGAGAUUUGUUUCACAUGAAAUUGUUUGUGGAUACUGAUUCUGAUACCAGACUUGCAAGGAGAGUGCCAAGAGAUAUAAAGGAACGUGGAAGAGAUUUGGAUUAUGUCCUAAAUCAAUAUAUGAACUUUGUAAAACCAGCUUUUGAAGAGUUUUGUUUACCAACAAAAAAGUUUGCAGAUGUUAUAAUACCAAGGGGAGCAGACAACACAGUGGCGAUAGAUCUGAUAGUGCAGCACAUAAGAGACUUCUUAAGCAACCGAGGUAGACAAAUGGCGGGACCUGAAAGUCCAAUAAGCAGGGUAGAGGGAUUAUUCAAGAGGCCGCAUUAAUUUUUGAGACUUUAACAUGCUUUAGUUAGUGAUCCGCCAAGUCGUGUUUUAUUUCAAUACUCGGAUAUAUUUUUUAUAUAAUUUUAAUUCUAUAAAGCAAAAGAAAAAUCAUCUUUUUAGAUCAAUGUUUUAGAAGGCAUCAUUAAUAAUAUUUUUAGCGUUAGCCUUUUGCAAUAAUAUUUGAGUGAAAAUUAUAGAAUAUUAUAAAACUAAAAACUCUCUUAUACUUAGAUAUUUAUAUAGAAUAUACAGGAAGUGACCAAGAUAUGUAGCAAAACUACAAAAGCAAGGUACAUGCUGUAGGAUAAAGAUGUUCCUAACAAGAUCAUCUUUUUUAUGUAGCAUUAUCACUUUGCUAUACCUUCAGGUUACAUCCUGCAUAUGUGAGUUGUAAAAGGC
Molecule: messenger RNA, 1505 nt
Organism: Acromyrmex echinatior (Panamanian leafcutter ant)
Lineage: Eukaryota; Metazoa; Arthropoda; Insecta; Hymenoptera; Formicidae
Gene: Uck
Product: Uridine-cytidine kinase
Molecular function (GO): kinase activity; ATP binding
Source: RefSeq, a predicted model, not a curated record